This is a messenger RNA of Theileria orientalis strain Shintoku, 294 nucleotides long. RefSeq lists its product as hypothetical. The transcript has 4 exons. Lineage: Eukaryota; Apicomplexa; Aconoidasida; Piroplasmida; Theileriidae. Bases 1 to 294 code for a protein of 97 amino acids. The record is from RefSeq and is a predicted model, not a curated record.
AUGUUUUAUCACAAACUAAAAUGUUUACUUUUUUUGAAGCUCUUUGCUAGCAAAGUUUAUUGUGUCGAAAACUGCUCAAACCUUUCUCCGGAAUCUCUACUGAUUGGACACUACUGUUUAUCUACUUGCGAUCAUGUGUGUACUCAGCGAGUUUCUUUUCCUGGGACCAUAAACUGCGAAGGUGGCAGGGGGCGUCUAAUUUGUAUGUCGACGAAUCUCACACCUCACGGGUACCCUCUCUGUGAAGUUCUCAACCUCGAGUACUGCAAAUCUAACAUGUGUGCCUGCUGGUAG